This is a messenger RNA of Branchiostoma belcheri (Belcher's lancelet), 3221 nucleotides long. RefSeq names its product cysteine-rich protein 2-binding protein-like. Gene Ontology annotation, molecular function: acyltransferase activity, transferring groups other than amino-acyl groups. The transcript is spliced from 17 exons. The record is from RefSeq and is a predicted model, not a curated record. NCBI's taxonomy places the organism in Eukaryota, Metazoa, Chordata, Leptocardii, Amphioxiformes, Branchiostomatidae. The coding region runs from base 83 to 2320 and encodes 745 amino acids.
GAUGUGAUGAAAUAAGACAAAAAACGAGGCGUAAGUAUUUUAUAUUGUGUUCUUGAGGACGUUGACCUUUGACCGAACCAGCAUGGCGGAUCCCGCGAAAUCUGAGCUCGAGGGCGUUGCCAUGGAGACAGAAGGUGAGGAGGUAGUGGAUGUGGAGUCUGAUGUGGAGGUGACGUGUUACUGUGGGAAAGGUCGGGACGGACUCAUGUACUUCUGUGAUGGCUGCAAACAGUGGUACCACUCAGGUUGUCUGAAGACAAACCGUCCCAGUUGUUUGGAGGGAGACAACUUCUUCAGGUUCACCUGUGCCAGGUGUGACGAGAAGGGACAGGAGGGGUUUGAGAGGGUCCGCCUCACAUGGCAGCAGGUUGUCGUCCUGACCAUGUACAACCUGCAGCUGGCAGGGAGAGGGAAGAAGGGGUACUUCCGCUGGAAGGAGGAUAUCUGCUCCUUCAUCGAGAAGAACUGGACUCUUCUCCUUGGAGACAGGAAGAAGACCUCGACGUGGUGGAGUACCGUUGCCGGGGUGUUGUCCGUAGGUAACCACCAGGUGUUCCGCUCAGGAGCGCGGGAGUUUAACGAGCCGGCGUGGUGGGGCCUGAUCGAGAACAAGCCUCCCGUCUACUGGCCUGAAAACUCAGGUGAGGCCCCGCCCAAGCAGGUGUUCAAGCGGCCGCGGAGAGACAUGUUUGAGCCGACUAUCCGAGUGGAGGGACUGAGGUGUCGCAAAAAACAGAUGUCCAUCCAGUCAGCCAUGGAGAUCAAGGAGAAGAGGUCCAGAACACUGGAAGCAAAGGACAUCAGGAAAGCCAAGAAAGGGACAUCAGUGUCACCUCAGGCUGGUUCUACCUCAUCAGACACAUCACCAAACGUGUCUCGUGAAGACCUGGCCACGCCCACCCCAACACCAUCAGAUGACCUCGUGUCAGAGUUCUCAGAGACAGAGAUGUUUGCAGGUCUGGACUCCCGUUCUGCCUGUAGUACACCACUGAGUGGCUUCCUGACAGAGAGAGACCUCAGACCAGAUGAAACCCUUCCUGAAGCAAUACUCAGUGAUGAUGCAGACUUGGAACUUGACCCUGGCAUUGAGCUCCCCCCCUCCAACCUCUUCAGCUCCCCCACCCCCCCUCCUGCAACCCCCCUGGAAGGGGAGGGGGGCAAAGAUGCAAAGAAGACAUCUACAGAGGAAAGUGAAGAAGGGGAGAGUGAGGGAGAGGAAGAACAGAAAGUAAAGGAGGAAGUGAUAGAGAAAGAAGAGGAAGUUGAAGAUGAAAAAAGUGGAGUAAAGAAGAGAAAAGAGGAAGAUGAGGAGGAAAAGGAGGAACCUAAAAAACCAAGGUACGUAGCCAUGAGCCUGUACGAGGAGAGACAGCUGCUGCGGCACCUGAAUGCGCACCUGUCAGCAGUGGACAACAUUCCUCAGGCACGCCGGCUGCGCAGGAAGCUGCUGGUCAGACAGAUGAAGCGCGAGAGAGGCCUGCCCCUGUUCGACAUCGAUGCUGCGGUGGCAGCGAGCAUCCAAGAGGCCACGGGGACGACAAACACGACAGACGGCGCCUGGCCGGAGCCCUUCAGUCCCUCCAGACUACAGGGCCUGGUGUCCAGGUCGUCUGGGGACUUCCGUAUCCUGGACAGGUUCCAGAGCAGGGCCCACACAGUGAAGGCACAGGGUCAGCAGCCCAGGACGUUCCUGAACAGACUGGUGGGGACAGACGAUCAGAUGGCAAUGCAGAGUAUCAUCAGUCCUUAUACUGCCAGAGUGCUGAAACCUUACAUCAGGAGAGACUAUGAGAGCAGACCGCUCAAACUGCGACUGCUGCUGGAAAUACAGGCUUAUCGACACAGGAAGGACCCUACAUGGGCCGCCCCCCCUCCUGCCCCUAUAGACUACUGCUAUGUCCGUCCUCAGCACAUUCCAACAGUCAACGCUCUGUGCAGACAGUUCUUCUGGCCAGGCAUUGACUUGUCAGAAUGCCUGCAGUACCCAGACUUUAGUGUGGUGGUGCUGUACAAGAAGGUUGUGAUUGGCUUCUCCUUCCUGGUUCCUGAUGUGAAAAUCAACGAGGCGUACGUGUCGUUUGUUCUGGUCCACCCGGAGUGGAGACAGGCGGGAAUCGGAACCUUCAUGAUGUACCAUCUCAUACAGACCUGUAUGGGGAAGGAUGUUACCCUGCACGUGUCGGCCACCAACCCCGCCAUGAUGCUGUACCAGAAGUUUGGCUUCAAGGUCGAGGAGUUCGUCCUGGACUUCUACGACAAGUACUACCCCGAGGACAGCACCGAGUGCAAGCACGCCUUCUUCCUCAGGCUGAGGAGAUGAGACCCAAGGAGACGUGGGGGUUCUUGGGAAGUUUCUUAUGAUUUGGAACACAUUUCCUGCCUGCCUCAACAACUUUCAACUUCUGGGAACAAAAAAAGAAAACUUGGACUCUGAAGGGGUCUUUUUUCGUAUAAGGCCCAAGAAGCUGUGGGUUUCUUAAGAAGUUCCUUAUGAUUCCGAACACAUUUUCUGCCUCUGUAAACAAUAUUCAACUUCAGGGAAGAAAUAAAAGAACAUUUGGCACUCUGAGGUCUUUUUUUCUUAUUAGGCCUAAACCCUAGGAAGCUGUGGGUUUCUUGAAAAGUUCCUUAUGGUUCCACAUGUACUGCCUUUGUCAACAACAUUCAACUUCAGGGAACAAAAAAGAACACUUUGCGGAGGGUUUUUUUCUUAUUCUGUUCUUACAAUUCACAAUCAGAAUAUAGUUUGAAGAAUAAUAGGUGAGAGGAGGCCUUUAUUGUACUUUUUUGCCCCAUAGAGCAAAGUACUGGACGUUCAAUUGACUAGUACAGGUACAGAAAUCCCUAGCCUUAUACACAUACACAAUACACAUGUAUAAUACGUUGCUCUGGGGUACCUGUGAUUGAAAAAUGUUCCUGACUGGCUGUCUUCUGCGAAAGCCUUUUUUAGCCUCUUCCUCUCUUCUUUCAUGUCCUCUGGAUUCCACUCUAUCUCCAGCUUCUUCAUCAGAAGAUGCAGCGUCUCUUGUUUGUCCCUCACCAAGGCUGUGUAGUUGACCAUGGCGCGGAAGAAGUGCUCUGGAUACUUCCUCCGUAACUCCACAGCUCACUGCAUGCCGCUAAGCCAUCGUGCUACCACGUGGUGGUAAUAAGAGCCGUGAUAACGAACUGUGGAGAAUUUCGGAUCGUCUGCACAAUCUUUUAAGCCAUACGGAACCCCG